Molecule: messenger RNA, 1069 nt
Organism: Cetraspora pellucida
Lineage: Eukaryota; Fungi; Glomeromycota; Glomeromycetes; Diversisporales; Gigasporaceae
Source: the annotation of a GenBank genome assembly
AUGAAAUUAUUUUAUUACCUUUACGUCAUAUUGUUAAAUUUUCAACCGCUUUAUAUUUUAGUUAAAGCAUACAUCCCAAUACCUCGUCAUUUACAUAGCGCCACAUUAGUAGGCAAUAAACUUUAUAUAUUAGGCGGCGAUAUUGGUUCUACCGAUCCUAGUGCAUUUUUGCCUUCAAAUGAUUUCUUUUAUCUCGAUGUCUCUGUCGCAUUUAAUACGACAAAUAUUCCAUGGACAAAUCUAACAGGUGUCGUUGUUAUUCCUAAACAUUCACGUGCAGCAGUGUCUACUAGAGACAAAAUCAUUUUCUUAUUUGGUGGAGGAUUUGAGAAUUCUAGUUAUGGCAUUCCUUUAGUUUACACAUUUAAUACUAUAAAAAGUAUGUGGAAUACAGCUGCUAUACAGGGAAUUCAACCUCCUAGACGCGAAUCCAUUCAUUCGGUUAUUGAUGCUACAGGUAAAAUGUAUAUAUUCGGUGGGGACUAUAGUCCUAAUACAGGAAAUUUGUCCUUGAGCUUUGAUAAUAGAAUGGAUAUUUUGGAUACUGUUGGAUUAACUUGGUCAAGAGGAUCUCAACUCCAAGCUCCCUCGCCAAGAGAUGCUUAUUCCGCCACUUUACUACCAAACGAUAUGAUUGUUUAUCUAGGUGGACCCGGAAAUAAUGCUCAGAAUUUACGAGAGAUAUAUUUAUACGAUACAAAAAGUGAUACAUGGGCAACAAUGAUUACCAUCGGAACCAUUCCUGAUGCACGUGCACAUCAUACAACGGUGCUGGGGUUAAAUAAUGAUCGUCUUAUCGUUUAUGGAGGAUAUUAUACUUCAUCCCCAUUAGUUCACGAUCUUUCUGUAUUAGAUAUACGUUUCAUAAAUUCGCAAGGAUAUGCAAAUCCUGAUAUGUUUAUUCUUGAUAUUAGUGAUGAUUUUGAGUAUAAAUGGGUUACAUCAUUUGAUCCUAACUCCGUUUCUAGCCCAAGUCCCGGCCAUAAUGACCCGUCAAAUUCGUUAAAUGGAGUUAAUAGCAUUAGUACUGGUACAAUUGUUGGGGCUAUUAUUGGAACAUCUCUAGGAA